Messenger RNA from Colletotrichum tamarilloi, 2793 nucleotides. Its product is annotated as calpain family cysteine protease. Gene Ontology annotation, cellular component: cytoplasm. Gene Ontology annotation, biological process: proteolysis. Gene Ontology annotation, molecular function: calcium-dependent cysteine-type endopeptidase activity. The record is from RefSeq and is a predicted model, not a curated record. Bases 1 to 2793 code for a protein of 930 amino acids. The transcript has 2 exons. NCBI's taxonomy places the organism in Eukaryota, Fungi, Ascomycota, Sordariomycetes, Glomerellales, Glomerellaceae.
AUGGCGACGUACGGCGAUCCACCACCACCAGUGCCUCCCAUUCCUCCAGCAACGAAGCGCUCGAAGAAGAGUCCCCAGGAAACCUUGUCUGACUUCUGGGACAAAUUUCACUCAAAAUACCCGGGGAAGGUGACAUCCAUCUUCCCUCGCGCCCUCUACACAUCCCUCCUCCCUGCGUUCCAGGAGAAGGGAGCAUCUUCCACCCGCAAUGCGCAGGAGUCAUAUGACGCGGCCGCUCGCGAGUGCCGAGAGAAGGUCAAGCGAAUCAUCCGAGAGUGCGAAAGAACGAAUGAGAAGUUCACCGACCCCGACUUUGACAUUGAGCGUGAUCCUAAGAAGAACUGUCUUAACGGUCUUAUCCGUGACGGGGACCAGGGUACUGGCGGAAGUGGCGCCGCGGGAGAUGUGCCGUAUGUGAGCAGCUGGGAUGUGAAGAACAGCCUCGACACACUUAACGCCGCGCAGAUCUUGGGUCCUAGCUCUACGAUCCCCAUCGAUCCCACGGCGGUGAGCCGUUUUCUUGGGGGCGACAGUGACAUCUGGAAUCCCUUUGCCAAUGCAGCUGCCGGUAAGGGAGCCAAGUCGGGAUAUGGCAAAGUCUCGAAGCGUCACGGCGUCCGAGGAAGCGAGUACUACAACCCUGGUUCAAUCCACCGCGUUGACUGGAUCUUUGAUUCGCCGCAAUUCACGAUGAACGGCUACUCGUCUUCCGAUAUCAAGCAAGGUUCCAACGGUGACUGCUGGUGGCUCGCCGCGGUUGCCACCAUUGCGCACCGGAAAGACCUCAUGGAGAAAGUCUGCGUUGCUCGCGACGAAGAGUGUGGCGUCUACGGUUUUGUCUUUCAGCGCGAUGGCGAGUGGAUUUCGACAGUCAUUGACGACAAUCUCUACCUCAACGAGUCAGACUUUGACUACUAUGGAGACGUCUACGAUGCUAGUGGCAAGAAGGCCCGCCUACAUAGGAAGAGGCACCAGACGGGCUCUGAUGCUCUCUACUUUGCUCGCUGCGAUGAUCAGAAUGAGACGUGGUUGCCGCUUCUCGAGAAAGCAUACGCCAAGGUUCAUGGCGACUAUGAGGCCAUCUCGGGUGGCUGGCCCGGCGAGGGAGUUGAGGACAUGACAGGUGGCGUAACCUCAACAAUCGCAACUAACCGCGUGUUGAGAAAGGACAAGUUAUGGAAAGAGCUUGUAAACUCUGACGGAGAGUUUGUCUUCGCCCUUGCUGCCAUGGGUACUGGGUGGGACUGGCAGAAGAGCGGCCUGGCGUUGGGGCACGCAUACUCUAUCCUUCAGUCACGAGAGGAGGUUGACGAGGACGGUAAGAAGGUUCGCCUCGUUCAGAUCCGGAACCCUUGGGGCGAACGAUCCGAUGGUGGUGUCGGCGAAUGGAACGGGCCGUGGUCCGACGGCUCCAAAGAAUGGACUCCGUACUGGCUUAAGCGCAUGAAUCACACCUUUGGCGAUGAUGGCGUCUUCUGGAUGUCGUACCAGGAUAUGCUCUCGACCUUUAUGUACAUCCACCGCACGCGCCUGUUUGACGACAAGUGGACCGUCGUGCAACAGUGGACCUCCGCCAAUGUAUCUUGGGUGACAGGUUUCCUCCAGACCAAGUUCGUUGUGGAGGUCAAGAAGUCGGGCAUGGUCGUAUUUGUCCUGACGCAGCUCGACGACCGCUACUUCCACGGAUUUGAGGGACAGUACUGGUUCGAACUACACUUCGUCCUUCAGCAAGCUGCUUCUACAACCUUUGCGGCCAGCGAUGAGUCCAAGGAUGGAGAGAAGAAAAAGGCGGAUGCCCCUGAGCCAGAGCAGAUUUGCCGCGUCCGGCCUGUGCACAAAUGGGAGAAUCGCUCGGUGAGCUGCGAAGUCGACCUAGAGCCAGGCAUCUACGAGGUUCUGCCUAAGAUUACAGCCGUUCGCAACAGCGAAGGCGACGUUAGCACAAUCAAGCCAGUUGAGGAAGUAGUCAAGGAGUAUGCCGAACGCAACCCGCAGAAAUUGCGACAGGUAGGCUUGCAGUACGAUAUCGCCCACGCCAAGGGUGGUGUUCGGAACGAGGACGAGCUCGUAGAGAAGAAGAAGCUUGAAGCGAAGCAGAAGAAGGAGAGCAAGAAAGCAAAGAAGAGAAGAAAGCAGAAGAAAGCACUCGGUAUUGCGGCUAAGGCACUUGAGGAUUCCGCCAAGGUUGUGUCUGAUCUCGCGAACGAGGGCAAGAAGACGGAGGAAAAGAAGGACAGCGUCACUGGGAAGGAAGGGAAGAAGUCCGAAGACAAGGAUCAAAAGAAGGAGGGCGAUUCUAUUGCAAUCAAAAUCGCGGUCAAGGAGUCAGCUCAGCCCACGGAGGCAGAGAAGCCAGCAAACGUAAAUACGUCAAAGCCUGGCGAUGGCCCGUCCCCGGAGCCAAAGAAGGACGAUGAAAAGGAGCCUACGGAAAAAAAGACUCAAGAGAAGAAACCCGAAAGCGAUGAGAGCGAGAAGAAGUCUGAGGAGUCGAAGCCAGCAGAGGAGACUGCCAUUGCUGAAGCUAAGGCCGAAGACGUCGCUGAUGAGGCGCCUGUCGAGGAAGCGCCUGCUGAGGAGGAAGAGGCUUCUGAUUCAGACUCUGAUGCUGAAUCCACUGUCUUGGAUGACGAAGAGGAGCUGACUGGAUCUCCAUGGAACGCUGUCUGUGUCUUGGGCCUGCGUGUCUAUGCUCGAGACCCCGAGGUUUCCAUCAAGCUCGUCAAGCCAAGCGAUGACGAGGAGGCCUCAAGCUUGAUCGUUGAUGGCGAGGCUGCAGGUGCCACUGCUUGA